Molecule: messenger RNA, 337 nt
Organism: Calliphora vicina (urban bluebottle blowfly)
Lineage: Eukaryota; Metazoa; Arthropoda; Insecta; Diptera; Calliphoridae
Product: protein NCBP2AS2 homolog
Exons: 2
Coding region: 1-255 (84 amino acids)
Source: RefSeq, a predicted model, not a curated record
AUGGUUCUACGUAUAUUAAUGCGUUAUUUUGCUAAUAAUGAACAACUUAUAAAUCGUUUGGCUGAAAGUUAUCCAAUGCGUAGGGCAGCACAAAUGGUGGUAUCUAUAAUGUAUCGAGCUAAACAUGUAGCGGAAGAUAAGGGUUUGCACGAAAUGACACCGGAACGUUUUAAAUCAUUUAUGAAUCUUUUUAAAAAUAAUAUUAAACAGGAAAUCGAAGGAGUUAAGGAGGAGUUGAAGAAAAAGAAAUUUUAGUUUAUUUUAUUAGAGUUUAGUGCUAAAAAGAAAUUAUGAAAUGUAGACUUUAGAAAUAAUAAAUAUUUAAGUAAAACAAAAA